This is a messenger RNA of Aspergillus heteromorphus CBS 117.55, 2717 nucleotides long. RefSeq names its product DUF3591 domain-containing protein. NCBI's taxonomy places the organism in Eukaryota, Fungi, Ascomycota, Eurotiomycetes, Eurotiales, Aspergillaceae. The coding region runs from base 60 to 2360 and encodes 766 amino acids. The record is from RefSeq and is a predicted model, not a curated record. The transcript has 4 exons. Gene Ontology annotation, biological process: RNA polymerase II preinitiation complex assembly; transcription by RNA polymerase II. Gene Ontology annotation, molecular function: TBP-class protein binding; RNA polymerase II general transcription initiation factor activity; RNA polymerase II general transcription initiation factor binding. Gene Ontology annotation, cellular component: transcription factor TFIID complex.
CCCAUACUGACCUCCGCAUCGUCUGUGCGGACUGGGACGUGAAGAGUGACUUCUCCGAGAUGGAGGUGGACGAGCCGGAGCCCCAGGACAACGACUCCAUGGAUGACGACUGGCUGACGGAGACCCGUCCCGCAAAGAAACGCAAGAUCGGACGGGAUCCGAUGGAGGUCGUUGCUCUGUCGCAUAUCGACGUGCCUGUGAUUGACGACCCGCAACAAGCCACCACGCGCAUCGCCCAGAAGGUCACGAUCGACAUGAACGACCCGCAUAUCCUGCUGGACGAGCGCGGGCCGGAAUCGGCCGUCCAGAAGCCCAAGGCACUGGGGGCUCUCAAGCGGGAGGACAUGGAUGCCAGCGUCACGAAACGUCUCACGUCGCGCUACAACAUUUCCAACGACCAGGCGUACGACAUGCUCAAGCAGAACCACCAGAACAAGGUCCGAAGCACCCUGGGCAACGUCACGCUCGAGCACAGUAUGCCGGCGCUGCGUCUGCAGUGGCCUUACUACCGCACAGAGCUGGCCAAGGCCGAGGCGCGUUCGUUCCAUCGUCCCUCGCUGUCUUUCCGACCCGGCCAGACGUGUUGGUUCAAGAACCCGGCGCACCUGAAGCGCAAGCACCAGCGAGGAAAAGACGUCAAGGCGCUCUACGAUUCCACCAAGUCGCUAUCCUUGGCCGAUAACUCCCACGUCCUGCUGGUCGAGUACUCGGAGGAGGUUCCCCUCAUGCUUUCCAACUUUGGAAUGUCCAAUCGGAUCAUCAACUACUACCGGAGAAAAAGCAUGGAGGAUCCCACGCGCCCCAAGGCGGAGAUUGGCGAAACUGCUGUCUUGCUCCCCCAGGACAAGAGUCCCUUCUCGAUCUUCGGCCAUGUGGACCCCGGGGAGGUGACGCCGGCUAUUUCCAACUCGAUGUACCGCGCUCCAUUGUUCCAGCACGAAGCCAAGCAGACCGACUUCUUGAUAGUGCGCAGCAGCACGGGCUCCGGCGGCAGCGACUACUACCUCCGGACCAUCGAGAAUCUGUUCGUUGCCGGACAGCAGUUCCCCUCGGUGGACGUCCCGGGCCCCCACUCCCGCAAGGUCACGACCGUGGCCAAGAACCGCAUGAAGAUGCUCGUGUACCGCCUGUUGAAGAAGAGCCCGGACCUGCGACUCUCAAUCAGCGACGUCACCGCGCACAUCCCCGGCACCAGCGACAUGCAGAAUCGGCAGAAGGUCAAGGACUUUCUCCAGCACGAUAAGGACUCCAAGUACUGGGUGCCGAUGGAGCCUGUCCCCGAGCAGGAUGUCAUCCGCGCUUGGGUCCAACCCGAGGACGUGUGUCUUUUAGAGUCCAUGCAAGUCGGACAGCAGCACCUGCACGACACGGGGUUCGGCAACGACGCGGAGACCGGAGGCGACGAGGACGUCGACGAAGAAAGCGAGAGUUUCGAGCAGCAGAUGGCCCCGUGGAAGGCGACGCGCAAUUUCCUCCUGGCCUCGCAGGGCAAAGCCAUGCUCAAGCUGCACGGCGAGGGCGACCCGACGGGACGUGGCGAAGGCUUCAACUUCAUCAAGACCUCCAUGAAGGGCGGCUUCAAGGCGGUUGGCGAGAGUGUGGAAGACAAACUCGAUGCCCAGCGGCUCAAGGAGCUCGGCGGUCACAGCUACAACGUGGCCCGACAGCAGCGGUCGUACGAGACGUCCAUCCGACGCAUCUGGGACUCCCAAAAGGCCAGUCUGUCGUCCACGGUCGAGCACUCGGACGAAGAGAGCGACAUCGACCGCGAGGAGGAGAUGGAGUUCGGCAAGCCGACGCCGCGGUCCGAAGCGCCCACGCCGGCCCCGGGGCGCCGCGACGACGAGACGACCAGCCAGUUCAGCAAGAUGAGCAUGCCCGACCAGCGCGGCAAGGUGCUGCGCAUCUGGCGGACGCAUCGCGACGAGAAGGGCCAGCUCUACCAGAAGGAGUCGAUGGUGUGGGACCCGCGCGUCAUCCGACACUACAUGCAGCACCGUCAUCGUGUGGAGGCACUCACCACGAAGCUCGACUCCCUCCAACCCACCGGCGACAAGGAAAUCGACGCGCGCAACAAGAAACUCCUCGAAGCCGAACUCAGCCGUCUCAACCGCAACAAAGAGCGCCGCUUCGCCCGCGAGAAGCAGAAGGGCGCCACGCGCACCUCCGCCGGCGACUCGCCCGCCGAAGGCCCCUCCACCGGCAAGUCCGCCGGCACCCAGCGCAAGUGCGCCAACUGCGGCCAGGUCGGGCAUAUCAAGACAAACAAAAAACUCUGUCCCCUCCUCAACGGAACCAUGAAACCCGAAGACCGUGUUAGCGAUUCUGCGUUUGCGAUGGGCGCGCCGCCGGCUAUUUGAUCUUGAUCAUCAUUCUCAUCUUCAUCAUGUUGAUGUUGAUUUUAAGAAUCAGAAGGCUUUGAAAAGAUGAUCGGAUUUUAUCGACGGACCGGAUGGGAUGGAUGAACGAUGGAUGGAUGGUCGAACGACGAAGACCUUUUCCUAUACGAGACGAACCGAAUCCUCCUCCCCCGUCCUUCCUCCGUUCCACCGUCUAUUUUCUAUCGACGUCGUCUUUAUCGCCGUGUCCAUCCCAUCAUCCAUGUCCGCCGUCCUCAACAAAACACACACCUGCAUCGAUAUCGACCCCUCCGUCCAGGUCUCUCUCUCUCUCUCUCUCUCUCUCUCUCUCUCUCUCUCUCUCUCUCUCUCUCUUCC